AUGGUCAUCCCUCCUCAUCAGAACCCCCUCCUCUGUAUCGACCUGCGCUCUCAUUUCUGCAGCCGCUGGGAUGAUGGAUGUGGGCCUAAUUCCCGCCUGCAGCCUCCAGUGUGCAUUUCCAAGCGGAGGCGUGGACACCUCUUCAGUAAUGAGGGUUACACUGACAUGGCAGCAGUGGUCGGCAUGUGGGAGACUUUCUCAACAGUCCUGUCCCACGCCUGA
This is a messenger RNA of Knipowitschia caucasica, 222 nucleotides long. The record is from the annotation of a GenBank genome assembly. NCBI's taxonomy places the organism in Eukaryota, Metazoa, Chordata, Actinopteri, Gobiiformes, Gobiidae.